AUGAGCAACAAAAAUAAUUCAUCUAAAAAUAAAUUUAAUUCAAAUGAUGAAGGUAAAAACAACAAUAAUGCCGAUACUAAUGGGCCAGAAAAAAUAAUUUCUGAUUGUCUUUAUAGUGUGCUGGGGGUGAAGAGGGACGCGGAAGAGGCAGAAAUUAAAAAGGCUUAUCGACGCCUUGCACUUAAAUGGCACCCAGACAAAAAUCCGGAUAAGAAAGAACGAGCUGAACGAAAUUUUAAAAGAAUUGCGCAGGCUUAUGAAGUGCUUUCUGAUGGAAAGCGUCGAGCAGAAUAUGACAAACACGGAUUAACUAAACCAACAACAAAUAACCACCACAAUAAUUAUCAAAGAAGACGAACAACACCAGCAGAUGGCCAUCAUCAUUUCUUCCCUAGUGGAAUGUUUCGUAGCCCUUUUGAUGUUUUUCGUGAAUUUUUUGGGGAUCCUUUUGCUGAUCCUUUUCAUUCACCUCUUUUUGGCUUUGGACGGGAAAGUGGUGCAGGAGGAAUGAGAAGUAGACGAAGACACACAACAAAUUUAUUUGGCCCAUUUACAACAGAUAAAGACGAAAAUAAUUGUGAAUUUUCUACAGUUAUUAGAUUCAGUACAAGUACAAAAGAACCUGGAAAAAAGCUAAAAAAGACAAUUACACAAACACGUGUUGUUAAUGGAAAAAGGAUUAUAACAAAAAGAACGGAGGAUGAUGGAGAAGAGACAGUAGAAGUAACGGAGAAUGGGGUGAGAAUUAGACAGUUUAUUAAAACCUGA
This is a messenger RNA of Meloidogyne enterolobii, 768 nucleotides long. Lineage: Eukaryota; Metazoa; Nematoda; Chromadorea; Rhabditida; Meloidogynidae. The record is from the annotation of a GenBank genome assembly.